AUGGCGCGCCCUGAGUUCCAGCUGCUGCCUAAGCCCCGCGGGCUCUUCUCCCUCCUGGGUCUCUUUGCCUUCGCGCUGCUGCUGGAGGGACGUGGCGGCCGCGCCGCGCCCUUGCAAGGCAGCGAGGGGGCGUCCCCGAUGGCCAAGAUCUACCCCCGGGGCAGCCACUGGGCAGUGGGGCACUUCAUGGGCAAAAAGAGCAGUGGAGAUUUCCCUACUAUAUAUGAAGAACGAAAUGAGCCACCUUUCUCUUUGCUACCCGAUAAUGCCAAGCAACUGGGAGACUAUCUACACUGGGAGGAAACAUUCAAGCAGUUCCUCCGGCUUCUUGAAGGGAAUGAAAACCAAAGUGCUCAGGUUCUUAGGGAAGAAUCUCCAUUUCCUGUCAAGAGCACUUGGGAGGCAGAGGACAACAGCAGUCUCAAAGACAUGAUGGAUUAUCUGCUGCAAGCGAUGGAUAGAAAAGAUGCCUCUCCGAGUUGAAGCAACUGUCUCUCCCAGCACUGAAGGCAUGGAAUAAUAUCUUUGCGAAAGAGACUAUUGGUUUCACGAGCAUUUUAUCGUAUAUGAUAACUGAUUUAAAAAUAAUAAUAUUAUCUUUUGUGUUAAGCAAGAUUUCCCCCCCCCCUCCCUCUGGCGUAAAAAUAACCUGCUCACUUGUAUUCCUAAUAAUGACGACACUCUUUGGUGGUGUUUAUUUCCAUCUGAGUAGCCUUUUCCCUCUUUCGAACGGCUUUGUUUGUACCACAGCUUUUGCCACCCUUGGCACGCUCCAGAACACCUGGAGGGCGCCAGGUUGGCAAAAGCUGUUGUGCAUAAUUGUUGAUGAAGGGUCUUCCAAUUCUCUGACGGUAAUUUGCCAUUUCCUCUCUCUCCAAUCGCAUUGUCUUUUGUGUUAACAAUCAUUCGAUGUUUUUCAAC
This is a messenger RNA of Zootoca vivipara (common lizard), 921 nucleotides long. RefSeq names its product gastrin releasing peptide (gene GRP). The record is from RefSeq and is a predicted model, not a curated record. NCBI's taxonomy places the organism in Eukaryota, Metazoa, Chordata, Lepidosauria, Squamata, Lacertidae. Gene Ontology annotation, biological process: neuropeptide signaling pathway. Gene Ontology annotation, molecular function: neuropeptide hormone activity.